GACUUUUAUUUUGAAAAUGACAUGCUAGUUUCCGGUACUGCUAAGCUAACUCUGUUAGCUUGAUGGAGCUUGGUCGGUCCGCUGCGCUGACAGCUUGGAGGAUGAUAAACGGUCACACUCUUUUGCGCGUCUGCUUGGAGUAACUAUGUUAACUCUAAUGUAUAUUCCUUUAUAAAAAGAAAAAAAAAAGUGCGCCCCCGGGUUGUUUGUCUUUCUCCCCGCGCGCUCUUGUAUUUGAAGAAAGUACUAAGGGGAAGGCAUUUGAGAAGUUCAUCAUUUGCUGAGGGGUCUGCCUGCAACUUCAGAAUAUGGCCUACACUUUGGGCUCGACUCCUGAUGGUCAGUCGCGCCGCGUCGGCCCUCAGCACUGCGUCACCCGGGUGGAGCUGUCCAUCACCGCAUUUAACCUUCUGGACCGAGAUGUAGCCUCCAAGUCAGACCCCUUUUGUGUUCUCUUCCAUGAAGUAGAUGGAAACUGGGUGGAGCUGGGGCGCACUGAAACCGCUGUGAACAACCUGAACCCAGUGUUUGGCGUGAAGUUUCACGUGGACUAUCACUUUGAAGAAAUCCAGAAGCUUCGCUUUGCCAUGUUUGAUGAAGACAAGUGCGCCACGCAGCUUUAUGAGCACGACUUCCUUGGAGAGUUCAUAUGUACACUUGGAGUGAUCGUAUCCAAUAAGAAACUUCACAGACCGUUGAUCUUAGCCAAUGGGAAGCCAGCUGGAAAAGGAUCUAUCACGAUAACAGCUCAGGAGCUGUCUGACAAUAGAAUCAUAACUUUGACCUUGAGUGGGCGUAAACUGGAUAAGAAGGACUUCUUUGGGAAAUCAGAUCCAUACCUGGAGUUUCACAAACAGGGAGAAGACGGUAAAUGGAUGCUGGUCCAUAGGACAGAGGUGAUCAAGAACACGUUAGAUCCAGUGUGGAAACCUUUCACAGUUCCUCUCAUCUCUCUCUGCAAUGGAGACGUGGACAGAAGCAUCAAGGUGCUUUGUUACGACUAUGACAACGAUGGAGGUCAUGACUUCAUUGGCGAGUUUCUGACUACAGUUGCCAAGAUGAGUGAAGCUCAGAACUCAGUGGAGGUGGAAUUUGACUGCAUCAAUCCCAAGAAGCAAAAGAAAAAGAAGAAUUACAAGAACUCUGGAGUUAUCAUUGUCAAAUCAUGUAAGAUUACACGGGACUACACUUUUUUGGAUUAUAUUCUGGGAGGCUGCCAGCUCAUGUUUACAGUUGGUAUAGACUUCACUGCUUCAAAUGGAAACCCCAGAGAGCCAUCCUCUCUGCACUACAUUAACCCACUAGGCAGCAACGAGUACCUCUCUGCUAUUUUAGCUGUUGGGCAGAUCAUUCAGGACUAUGACACUGACAAAAUGUUUCCUGCUCUGGGAUUUGGCGCCCAGCUCCCUCCAGACUGGAAGGUAUCACACGAAUUUGCCAUCAACUUUAACCCCACUAACCCCUUCUGUUCAGGCGUGGAGGGCAUUGCUCAGGCAUACUCUGCCUGUCUCCCCCACAUUCGGUUCUACGGCCCCACCAACUUCGCUCCGAUCAUCAACCACGUAGCACGCUUUGCUGCUCAGGCUCUUCAGCAGGAGAAAGCAGCACAAUACUUCACACUGCUCAUCAUAACAGACGGGGUUAUCAGCGACAUGGAUGAAACGCGCGACGCCAUCGUGCAGGCGUCAAAGCUUCCCAUGUCCAUCAUCAUCAUUGGUGUGGGAAACGCAGACUUUGCUGCCAUGGAGUUCCUGGAUGGAGAUGCCAGCGUUCUGAGGUCCAGCAAUGGAGAGGAGGCCGUGCGGGACAUCGUCCAGUUCGUACCGUUUAGAGAUUUCCGUAACGCUCCAAAAGAAACGCUUGCCAAGUCGGUUCUGGCCGAGCUGCCCCAGCAAGUCACCCAGUACUUUAAACAGAGGAAUCUACCGCCCACCAACUCGGCGCCGAAGUGAGCCGCCCAGACUCCAAGCCCAGCCGCUGUACCAUAGCUACAAUCUUCUUGUUAAAGGCAAACCCUGCAGAAUGAGAGUGUACAUUACGUCAGCUGUGAACAAAAACGAGUUGUGAAAAAAGUUUUCUUCAUCCGAAGAGAUGUUUGUUGUCUUUUUAAAACUUUCCAGCGGAGUUUGGGGAAGAUAAGACCGUGCAUGUCUGCAGGUGACGCGCAGGAAAAGAGUCGGUUAUUUUUUCGAAGGAGAAAGAGGAAAUGAGUUAUCUAUUUUUGUUAUUUUUCAUAUGUGUUGCAUGUGCGUCCCGUGAUUGAGAUGUAAAUCCCUUCCGAGCGAGAAAAAACCUCGGCGGCUGUUUCUGAAGUAGCAGAUAUGAAGGAGGCUGUUUGCUUUUGUUUCCACGUGUGGCAGAGUCGGAACAGAGUAUUAUUUCUUCACCCAUCUAUCAGGUAUGAAGCCUGAAAAGGAUGAAAUCAAAACCGAAUGCACUAAGUCAGACUCUGCAGUCUCAGGCGGUUGAAGUGGAACUUUUCUGCAGAAUUCCUGUGUUUCAUUCUUGAUCCUGCAUGUUUUCACUAUUUAGUCACUGUUUACAAACUCUUGAUGUCCACAAAUGCAUGUUUUCCUUUUUAAUUUCAAAUUAACUGGAUGUAAAAAUAAGUAUUAUAUGAUGUGUUUUGACGAGCGAGAGCAGAGGUUCUGAUGUGUAUUGAAUGUACAUUUCUAUGAUGCUGUUUCUGUAACGAUUAGCCAACGUCUCUGCCAUGUUUAUUGUACUUUUUAUGCAGUAUUGGAUUGUGUAAUUAAAAUACAAUGUGUAUCGUUGUGCCUCUUUGUA
Oryzias melastigma (Indian medaka) is the source of this 2787-nucleotide messenger RNA. It is a transcript of the gene cpne2, whose product is annotated as copine II. Gene Ontology annotation, molecular function: calcium-dependent phospholipid binding. The transcript is spliced from 16 exons. Gene Ontology annotation, biological process: cellular response to calcium ion. The record is from RefSeq and is a predicted model, not a curated record. The coding region runs from base 309 to 1952 and encodes 547 amino acids. Gene Ontology annotation, cellular component: plasma membrane. Lineage: Eukaryota; Metazoa; Chordata; Actinopteri; Beloniformes; Adrianichthyidae.